GAGCCGAAAGCAGCCACUUAACUGAGUGAGCCACCCAGGCGCCCCUCACCUUCCGUCUUCUGUCACAUUCUGCGUGUGUGACAUCACCACACUCCCGGUCACCGUUCUGGCCACGUGUGGACAUCUAAAUGACUGGCAGGAGAUCUCUGGGACUGUAUGUCAGUACUUCGUAACCCUGCCCUUUGCUGGGACUGGUUCUGGAUUUAGAUUCACGACUUAGGUCCUAAGGGUCAUUGAUUCAUUUCUACAUGAGUUAUGGGGUCUCAGCCACGUGACUGAAGGGCUGGGGACUCCACAGUCCAUGAAGGAAUCACUGAGAGCACGUUUCCUUUUCUCUGGCCCUUGUCCUGGGCCGGAGUUCCCACCCACUGAUAAUCUGUUCUCCAAGGCCGUCCUGGGAGGAAUUUUCAGACUGGCCUGAGUCCUGGGCUUUCCAGGACAGGCGCUGCUUUAAACUCCGGAUUUGUGGGACAGGGCUCUUUGGACUUAACUUUGCCCGAGGCUCCUACAGUUGGUGUGAUCUGGGCAGUUCGGAGCUAAGCAGAGUGAUGUCUAGCGGGAGAGAGGAGAAGUGUGUGCUCUUUUUGUCAUUUAGGUGUAUCUCCAAGAGCCCUGUCUGGUCCUAGAUCUAGAAACAGAGAUCUGGAUAGUGCGCGGUGAGCCAGGGGCGGCAGAGAGGUAGGAGCACCAGAGGACCUAGGACCUUCUGCAUACAGAGGCGGCCCCCGCCCCCAGAGGCUGGGGGAGAGAUAGGAGAGUCUUUUUAGGGCUGUGCCUUCCCCUGGUGGCUUCGCUUUUGGCGGUCAUGGGGGUGGGGCCAAGAGAGCAGAGCUCACCUUCGCCCCGCCCACCCCUCCUCAGCCUAUAAAUUGCAAGCAUAGGUCUGGAAAGCCCUUCUGCUCAGUGCAAAAGCCAGCACCAUGGUCCUGAUCCUGGGUUACUGGGACAUUCGUGGGCUGGCUCACGCCAUCCGUCUGCUCCUGGAGUACACGGACUCACACUAUGAGGAAAAGAAGUACACGAUGGGGGACGCUCCCGACUAUGACAGAAGCCAGUGGCUGAAUGAAAAAUUCAAGCUGGGCCUGGACUUCCCCAAUCUGCCCUAUUUAAUUGAUGGGGCUCACAAGGUCACCCAGAGCAACGCCAUCCUUCGCUACAUUGCUCGCAAACACAACCUAUGUGGGGAGACAGAAGAGGAGAAGAUUCGCGUGGACAUUUUGGAGAACCAAGCUAUGGACACCUCUAAUGAGCUGGCCAGGGUCUGCUACAGCCCCGACUUUGAGAAACUGAGGCCUGGAUACCUGGAGGGCCUCCCUGACAAACUGAAGCUCUACUCACAGUUUCUGGGGAAGAGGCCUUGGUUUACAGGAGAGAAGCUCACCUACGUGGAUUUCCUGGCUUAUGACAUCCUUGACCUGCACCGCAUAUUUGAGCCGAAGUCUCUGGAAGCCUUCCCAAACCUGAAGGAGUUCAUGGCCCGCGUUGAGGGCCUGAAGAAGAUCUCUGCCUACAUGAAGUCUGGCCGCUUCCUCCCAUACCCGGUGUACACAAAGAUGGCUGUAUGGGGCAACAAGUAGGCCUGCGUGAGGGGAAAUGUGGGCAAGGAGCCAGUGCUGUGUUUUGUGCAGGAGUCCUGGGAGCAGCUGCACCUCCCUGUUCCCUGAAACCAGCUGUCUUUCUCCUCCUUUUCUUUCUGGUAACUCCCACCCAGCCUCAUUGGGCCCCUUGACCUUGUCCAGUGACAUUCAUCCAGGACCUUUACAGGUGUCCAACGCCCCACUUUUCUUCGCCCAAGUGCCCCCUCCACCCCUAGCAUUAUCCUUCCUGCACUCAAGCCAACCAGACCUUUCUUCUCUGACCAGCAGUUGGACACUGUGGAGCCCGACUGUCUCCCUGGCCCUUGGGCUCUGCCUGAGUUCCUCCCAGCGCUGCGUGAGGACAAGAGUGCAGGCCUGGCUCCCCCAGCGGGGUCCCUCCCCAGCCAUGCCUGACCCCCAGUAAAGCCUUCAUCCUUA
This is a messenger RNA of Ailuropoda melanoleuca (giant panda), 2015 nucleotides long. Its product is annotated as glutathione S-transferase Mu 1. Gene Ontology annotation, biological process: glutathione metabolic process. NCBI's taxonomy places the organism in Eukaryota, Metazoa, Chordata, Mammalia, Carnivora, Ursidae. Gene Ontology annotation, molecular function: glutathione transferase activity. Bases 921 to 1577 code for a protein of 218 amino acids. The record is from RefSeq and is a predicted model, not a curated record. The transcript is spliced from 8 exons.